AUGCGGGGUAGAACAGUGGCCCCAGACUGGCGCUUAAGCUCCCCAUUCCCCGGAUAUGCUUGUCACUUCCUCGUAGACCGUAGCUGGGCUAACAACAAUGCCGUAUUCGAUGCUCCGACAAGCGCACUCCGCAACAUGGUCCGGGCAUGCGAGUUCUGCCGCAGACGCAAGAUCCGCUGCGACGCCUCUAAGCCAGCCUGCUCCACAUGCCGGAAUAGCAACAGGUUGUGUGUCUAUCACAAUCGGCCACCCAAGCAGCGCCCUUCCGCCGCGCUUAUUGACUCGCUGCAGAGCGAAAAGACGGCGCUGGAAGAUGCGCUGAGGCGGCUGAAGAGCGCAGAUGAUGCUGAAAGGCGCGCUUUGCUUGACUCGGUGAUUGUGCGGAACGGCCGCAUAUCACUAUCAGACCGAAGCAGUGUAUCGACAGCGGCGUCACCGCAUGGGCGGUCCGCCUAUCAAACGGAGCAUGGCAUGGAACAGCAGCUGCUGGGCGGUCAUGAUGCAAGAACGAGGGAGGAUGGCGGUGAUGCGGUAGAUGGCGAGGACAACGACCAUGACGAUGACGGUGUUCAGCACGAGACCGAUACAGCGCUGUCUUUGAUAAGUAAAAGCCACGCAACCAGCGAUGGCAUCUUCAGCUCAACCUCUGUGGUCCAUGUCGGCAGCCCGAUUACCAACCCCGAGCGACCCCCAGCAUUGACAGAGUCGCUACGGUACCAGCUGAUUGCCAGCGCUGCAAUGGAGAGGCAGCGCGAGCACCGUCUGCGUCGGUUGACUUUCAUCAGGGGAAUACCGGCGGACCUAGUGCUUCAUCUCCUCGAUCUUCACUGGAGCAGGCAGCAUCACACAUUCCUUCUCACCUAUCGACCUGCCUUUAUGCGAGAACUCGAACACGGGGGGCCGUACUGCUCUGAUCUCUUGCUGUACGCCGUCUUAGCGUGUGCGUCUAAAUUCUCCGAGCGGCCUGAGGUGCGCAGUAACCCGAUCGACUCGGAAACAGCCGGACGGCGCUUCUUCGCCCGUUGCCACGAGCUCCUGCUAGUCGAGGGGUUGAUGACCCAAUCGAGUAUACCGACUGUCAUCGCGAUGGUGAUGCUCGGGUCGACGUUGAUUGCAAGAGGACUGACGUCCAAGGGCUGGUUAUAUACCGGGUACGCGAUGCGUAUGGUUUACGACCUAGGUCUCUACUUUGAGUCGCAAGAGCCUCACAGGCAUAACGUCGAAGAGAUUGAGAUCCGGCGACGGGUCUUCUGGGGCGCGUUCGUCUGCGAGAAGCUUCAAAGCCUGUACCUUGGGCGGCCACCUACGAUUCGACUCCAGGAUAUCCAUGUGUCGCUGGACUUUCUGGAUACCUUCGAGGAGCUGGAGCCGUGGGAGCCCUACAACGAGCCGAGUACGGACACAAUCAUGAAUCAUGCAGCGUCUUCUCCAGCGCCACUGGCGUAUUCGGUGACUACCUUCCAGCAGCUCUGUCUGCUUUCCCAAAUUAUGACCCAGAUCAUUGACAAGAUCUAUUAUGUUGGAGCCACCGCUGCAAAGACAAUCCAUGAGAUAGAGGCCCUCGAUGAUGCCCUCACAGCAUGGUAUCGUAAGCUGCCGGUUCACCUGGUUUAUGAGCCCUGGACGAAGGACCCUUUGGAACCCCCGGUCAGAGUUGUGCCAAAUCGCAUCAUUAUUCUGACAACCUACCACUCGCUCACUGUCCUCUUGCACCGACCGUUUAUCACAGCGCCAAGCAGCACAGGUGAUCGUAACUCGGUCGACACUAUUGGAACCCCUGCCUUCUCCUGGAAGCGGUGCACUGCAGCAGCACGGCAUAUCACCCGUCUCGCCCUCAGCUAUCAAUCCAUCUACCCGUUGCGAAAGUCCAGCUACUUGCUCAGUUAUGCUGUCUACGUCGCGUGCACAGUCCAUGUGCUCAAUACUGCCUCGCUUUCGGGUGAGAGUGACAGCAAUGCACACGCGGAAUCGUCCUUCCUACUUAGCGCAAGUCUAAAGUGCCUAGAUGCGUUGGCAGUCCCGAACUCUGGGGUUGCCGAUACGGCCCGUAUUAUUCGCAAGCUAAUGGCCGCCAAGGGCGUACAGGAGUCACCCAGUCAGUGCCUUUACUAUUUAUUCAUUGCUGUAAAUCAAAUCCCAACUGACGGUAUGCUCUUUACUUUAGCGCGCCCAGAGGUCCAGUCUUCUGUGUCUCACCGAAACACCGAUAAUGAUUGGCAGUUCCCCAAUGACUCCCCAACGUACUAUGAUAUUGAACAGAUGCAACCCUUCCAGGAUACUUUCAUUCAUGGCCAAGACUUAUUGUUCGGCUUCAUGAAUGAGAAUAUGUCCCUUCCGGCAUUUGAUAUGAAUGACACAGUUGUUUAA
Molecule: messenger RNA, 2367 nt
Organism: Aspergillus bombycis
Lineage: Eukaryota; Fungi; Ascomycota; Eurotiomycetes; Eurotiales; Aspergillaceae
Product: nitrogen assimilation transcription factor nirA
Exons: 1
Coding region: 1-2367 (788 amino acids)
Biological process (GO): DNA-templated transcription; regulation of DNA-templated transcription
Molecular function (GO): zinc ion binding; DNA-binding transcription factor activity, RNA polymerase II-specific; DNA binding
Source: RefSeq, a predicted model, not a curated record